AUGGAGUUUGAUCACGAAUAUUUUAAACCUCAAAAUGACGAAGAAAAAUUAAUUGUAAAGAAAGUUUUCGAAUCUUUCGGAAAAUUCAAAACUGCCCUGGUUAUACUGAGUGGUAUUUCGAGUUUUUGCUCGAUAACUGUGCCUUUGUUUUAUAAAACUAACCAAGGUUUACCUGUACAGUCGUGGUACCCAUUUAACAUUGAGGUGUCUCCGCAAUAUGAGCUGGCUUAUGUCCAUCAAGGACUAGCGAUGUUUUUCAUUUCCGGAUUGAAUAUAUUCACUGAUACUCUGGUUGCUGGUGUAUGUACUUUUGUAGGUCUGCAAUGUGAUCUGUUAUGUCAAAGAGCUAGGAAUCUUGCAGGAGAUGAAUUGAAGUUUGUAGAGUGUGUCAAACACCACUAUACUAUUUUGAGUUUUCUAGAAACAGUAAAUAUGGUUUUUGGUAGAGUGUACUUUGCCCAAAUCUUUGCAAGUACCUGUGCAAUAUGUAUGGGGCUCUUUCUUCUUACUUUGGCUGACCCCAGUUCCUUUCAAUUCUUCUUUUUGAUAGUGUAUCAACUCUGUAUUGGAAACUUGUUGCUAGUACCUUGUUGGUUCGCGUCAGAAAUGACAGUUAAGAGUCAAAAUAUACCUAAGGCUGCUUACGAAUGUGAUUGGGUCAAUUCAUCAAAAAUAUUUAAAAAGAAAUUACUGUUUUUCAUACACAGAAGUCAGAAACCUAUCAAGUUGUAUGCUUUGGAUUAUUUUGAGAUAACAGUUGAAACAUUUGGCAAGAUUGUGAGGACUUCUCUUUCAUAUUUUGCUGUUCUACGAAACUUGACUGAAGAAGAAACAACAUAA
Sitophilus oryzae (rice weevil) is the source of this 840-nucleotide messenger RNA. RefSeq names its product odorant receptor 46a-like. The transcript has 5 exons. Gene Ontology annotation, molecular function: olfactory receptor activity; odorant binding. Bases 1 to 840 code for a protein of 279 amino acids. Gene Ontology annotation, biological process: detection of chemical stimulus involved in sensory perception of smell; sensory perception of smell. Gene Ontology annotation, cellular component: plasma membrane. Lineage: Eukaryota; Metazoa; Arthropoda; Insecta; Coleoptera; Curculionidae. The record is from RefSeq and is a predicted model, not a curated record.